CGAAGACGCCUGCGCUCUUCAGGGUGGCUCGACACCCCUGAAGCAGGUCUCGCCAGGUGAAAAGUCGAUUACCGCGAGCAGUGCGUCGACCUCGAGCCCAGGAGUGCCUUUCGAGCCCGGUGAUGUCUUCCUGAGACCCCGCGAGGAUGUUCCGAUGUGGCCUCCUGUCGGCAUCGACCUCGCCUCGACUCAGGGUCCCCAUUGGUGGGCGCCCUCCAGGGCGACGAGGUAGCGGCCCUCUUCGUCUUCCUCUUCAGGGUGAUCCGGAUCGUCGAGGUCCUGGGGGCCUCCCUCGGGCUCGACAUGCUCGCCGAGAUGGUUCGCCUGUCCUACCAGCAUCGCGCCUUCUACUGCUACGUCAUCCUCAGCGUCUGGAUCUUCCUCCUGGUCGCUGGCAUGUACAAGUACAUCGGCGUCGACGAGAAGAGCUCCCUCCAGGGCAGGACCUCGGGCAGCGAGCUGUCCAUCAGGGAGUUCCCGAGGAACUUCAAGCCGGACGUUAAGACCAAGAAGAUCUUCAGGUUCUGCAACCUGCCGAGCGACAUUCUGCAAGGCACCGAAGGGAAGGUAGAUGGGAACCUGACCUUGGGCGGAAUCCUCGUCUUCAUCCGCCACGGCGACAGGGGACCCCUGGCCCACGUCAGGAACAUCAGCACCGUGAACUGCGCCGGGGACUUCAGCAAUCCAGAACUGGAGAACGCUUACCAGAGCUACCAGAACUUCCUGCAGAACGCCUCGACCUACUCCAGGACCAGCUGGGCCCAGUUCCUGGGACCGUUCCACGGGUUCCCGAUGCUGCCCUCCAGUCCCAGAGACUGCAAGCUGGCCCAGCUGACCACUCUAGGAGUGGGUCAACUCCUGAAGACCGGCCUGCUCCUCAGGAGCGCCUACUUCAACAAGCUGAACCUCGGCAACGGGACCGUCACCUCCAAGGACGUCGUCGUCUACAGCACCAGGUACAGGAGGACCGUGCAGAGUGCGGUAGCCUUGCUGUACGCCUUCCUGGAGAACGACGGCUUCCAGAACCUCGCCAGGGUCAGUCUGAGAGAGACCCAGAGCUACGCCUUCUGCAACGUGGACUGCGCCUGCCCUGCGGCGGAUAGGUACCUGAAACAGCACUCCAGGGAACUGGCGGAGCACCUGAGGUCGCACCCAGCAGUUUCGGACCUGAUCAGACAAGCCUCCAACGUGGUCUUCGAGCUCCCCGACCAGGCCCAAUCUACGGACCCGAACACCCUGAGGGACGCCCUGUUGACGUACAUCUGCCACGGGGCCUCCUUGCCAUGCAUCGACCUGGAAACCCAAAGACUUUGCGUCAAAGCGGAGCACGUUACGGGUCUCUUCGCCUACACCGAGUGGGAAGCUCGACAGCAUGCCAAAAGCCACAGCAGGAGGAAGCAUGGCCUCCUCAGGGCGUACGGCUUGCUGAGGAACAUAGUCUCGUACAUGCUGAGAAUCAUCUCCGAGGCUAGACCAAAAGUGGUUCUAUAUUCCGGGCAUGAUAAGACCCUGGAAUAUCUGGCGACCGCUCUUGGAGUCAUGUCCGAAACCGCCGCUUUGCCCCAUUACGCGUCCAGAUACGUCAUAGAGGUCUACAGGGUGAACCCAAGAGGCGAGACCCACGUGGCCAGCGACUUCUUCUUCAGGGUAGUCGUCAACGGCAAGGACUUCACCCAGAGGAUCCCCUUCUGCAGGAACUCCAAUUUUUACACCGUCUUCUCCUCCGAUAGAGAUGACCAGGACAGGCCCAAGAGGGAGGCCAAACUCUGCCCCAUCGAGGCCAUCAUCAGACAGCUCCACGAUGAUUAUUUCCUCCCCUUCAAUGCGACGAACUUCAAGGAUGCUUGCUCCCUUCGGAAGAGAGGAUAAACGGGAAGUCGACAUCCAGUGGGCCAGUAUCUUGGGGACCCGUUUACCUUCCUGCGGGAUACGAAAAUAACAAAACUGGUAUCAGACAUUUGGUCAUAUACCGGAGCGAAUCCAGAGAGGCACAAGACUUGGAGCUGCCUUCGUAUAGAAAAUCGCGUUUAACAUUUAAUAUCAUCUGAACGUCGUUAGGAAAUCUCGGGAUUUCCCCGGAAACGGAAUGUUCACCUCGACGAUCAGCACCGUCGAUAUUCGAGCUAUUGUCAUUUCGGACAAUUCUUAAAGCGACAUCUCACUCGAUAAAGAGACGUAGAAUUUCUUACCGAGUUAAGAAAGGGGGGAAAAAAGGAAAGGAGAAGAAAUCACCAGAGUUGCACACUUUAGAGAUUCCCCUAGGUCUCCCUCGCACCGGAUAGCUCGUCUUCGGUCUAGGGAUAAUUUCUUAUCAUUGACCAGACCUCUCGCAUCGAUCUUACCAAGAAAGUAUUAGGAUUUCUAAAGUAGGACCCGUUUCCUAAGGGCUUAGGUUUAAAAAGAAAAACGCGAAUCACCUUCGGGAUUUCCGCCAUUUUGGAGUCGUUCGGUUCUGCUGGCGGAUAUUUAAUCAGAAUUUCCACGACCUUAACACCAUAAUCGGAGAAGAAUACAGAGGGAGAAGACGGAAUAGAGAAGUUUGCCUUACGCAUGAAUGUUGGGAAAAGUAAUAAUUAAAGAGAAAAAAAAAGAAGAAGAAAAGAAACAAGACAAAGAUAUCAAACGCCACCCUCGAGUUCUCGACUUAGACCAUCGUCUAUCUUCUAAAGUAUAUCCAAGGGAGCCUUAAGAAUCUAGACUACUCGACAAGCUCUUUAGAGGUAGUUUCGUAAACGAUGAAAAUACCUAGCUUUAGCUGGCCGUCAUAUAUUUUAUCAUACAACUCGAUGUAUAUAUUGUACAUAAAGUCCCGGAGCCGAGUGACCUCGGUUCUGUAAAUUGUAAAUCAACGUGGGCGACACCGAAGCCCCGAGACCUCUUAAUCGUAUCCUUAGACAAUAUCGUCAAUUUUAUACAAUCCUUAGGACUCCUUCCUUCCUUUCGCACGCCUAGAAGAAUAGUUACAACGAUUAGACUCUGUAAGCGCCGAUAUCGAGAAAUGAAUAACCGGAAGAGGGCUCUUUCCAACGUUAACUUGAAGAUUCCCCGUUUUCCUUUCCAGUGAAAAAGUAGCAACGACAUUUAACAAUACGUCCGACUAAGCCACCAUAGCGAUGUAAGGGAUUAUUUAACGCUAUUUGUUCAUAAAAGUGGGUUCCACCUUCCCUUAGCGUUGCGCUCAAGAUGGCGGACGGAAGCUCGAAGAAAUUCUAUUGCGGUUACGACUACAGAUUUCUAUUGCAUUUAUGGAGAAAUAUAUAUAUAUAUAUAUAUCGAACUAUGCUUGUUAAACGUAUCGAGUGC
Orussus abietinus is the source of this 3303-nucleotide messenger RNA. Its product is annotated as 2-phosphoxylose phosphatase 1. Gene Ontology annotation, biological process: dephosphorylation. The record is from RefSeq and is a predicted model, not a curated record. Gene Ontology annotation, molecular function: phosphatase activity. The transcript is spliced from 5 exons. Bases 304 to 1869 code for a protein of 521 amino acids. NCBI's taxonomy places the organism in Eukaryota, Metazoa, Arthropoda, Insecta, Hymenoptera, Orussidae.